AUGACGAAAUCCAAACAGAAAGGAGGGCUGGGCUUUCAAGACUUUGAGAGCUUCAAUGAUGCUUUCUUAGCGAAGCUAAGCUGGCGCCUACACCACAACCCAUCGGGACUUUUGAGCAGAGUACUCAUGGGAAAAUAUUGUGGCGACACACCUUUCCUACAAGUCGAACAUAGAGCAGCGGAAUCACACGGCUGGAAAGGGAUUUUGAUAGGCAGAGACCUAAUGCUGAGCAAUGCAGGAUGGGCGAUUGGCAACGGGGAGUACGUUAACAUUUGGACUAACCUUGGCUUAGCCACUCCUCCCAAAUACGACCUAUGGGUCCAGCACCACAGCAGUACGCCGAAUGGACAAGCUACUAUCCAACAGGUCCUUCCACACGAGGAGGAGAGGAUUCUCAUCCUAAAACCAAGCAAGACAGGAGCCCCUGACAAACUCAUUUGGCUCGGCACAUGCUCCGGCAUCUACACGACAAAGACUGGCUACCAUAAGGCCCUAGAGUUAGUGGAAACAGCUGCAACACCUGCUGCGACUGCGGCCAUAGACUGGGAAAAAGGAAUUUGGAACUUGCAAACGGCAUCUAAGAUCAAACUCUUCCUCUGGAAGAUUUUUCAGCGGGCUCUCCCAGUCGGCGAACUUCUUGCUGUGAGGAAUAUUGGUACCACUCAGAACUGCACUCGAUGUGAUACAGUUGAAUCUAUCAACCACCUUUUCUUUCAUUGUGAGUUCGCAAGAAAGGUUUGGAGACUUGCACUCUUCUCUACUUGCUUUGAUUCUAGAGGUUUGCUAGAUUUAGCUACAGAGUGGCAACACCUAUGUACCCUCAAGUGCCUCCCACCGGUGGGAGUGGCGACAGGACCGCUAGCACCUUGGAUCUUGUGGUCCCUUUGGCUUGCCAGGAACAACCGUAUUUUCAACAAUAAGGACGCCACCCCCGAGGAAGUGAUCACGAAAGCCACUGCCGCGGCACAUGAAUGGCUACAGGAACAGAAGGCGGAUGACAAGCCAAAGACCAACCCACCAAGGCAGAGUCUCCCCUACCCGAACUCCACUAUUCUCCAUUCUGAUGCAGCUUGGCGGGGAGACCUCCAUUUGGCGGGACUGGGGUGGACUAUCGAUGAGGAAGGCCAGACUAGUUCAUUUAUGUCCCACUGUCACUAUGUUAACUCUCCACUGGUAGCUGAGGGACUAGCGCUAUGUGAAGCUUUAAGCUGCUGCAUCGCCAAGGGUCUCCGGCGUAUACUGUGCAAAUCUGACUCACUGAGACUUAUUAGAGCUCUCCACGAUGAAGCCCCUGUCUCAGAAAUUUAUGGCAUUGUCGCUGACAUUUUAAAUCUAUCGCUUGCUUUUGAUUUUGUUUCAUUUGCUUGGACUCAGCGAUCGGAAAAUAAGGCUGCCGAUGCUUUAGCAAGGCAAGCUUUAUGA
Brassica napus (rape) is the source of this 1422-nucleotide messenger RNA. RefSeq lists its product as uncharacterized. Lineage: Eukaryota; Viridiplantae; Streptophyta; Magnoliopsida; Brassicales; Brassicaceae. The transcript is spliced from 2 exons. Gene Ontology annotation, molecular function: nucleic acid binding; RNA-DNA hybrid ribonuclease activity. Bases 1 to 1422 code for a protein of 473 amino acids. The record is from RefSeq and is a predicted model, not a curated record.